Messenger RNA from Gryllus bimaculatus (two-spotted cricket), 6220 nucleotides. Lineage: Eukaryota; Metazoa; Arthropoda; Insecta; Orthoptera; Gryllidae. The record is from the annotation of a GenBank genome assembly.
AUUAUCAUCUGAAGGAUAUCGUACUCUGGUCUGAUGCGCCUGGUUUCCCAUGGUACGUGACGACGUCAGAGUACGUCUCUGUGAUCAUGUGUUUAAAAAGCUUAUGAACCUACGCUUCAAAAAAAGGAUACAAUGACACUAUAGUUUCUAUUCAGAUUUGGAAGUCCUGAUGCAUAAUUUUACUUUUGUUAGGCAAUUGCGACGUGAAUUUAAUCAAUGUUCGAAUUGUGUCAGUUCCAGUGUUGCGAAUAGUGAAGGGAAUUCGGGCUAAUUUCUUCGUAAUCCGCAACUUGUGCGAAAUAUUGCGCAGUUGAUUGGGUGUUUUCUUAUCAAGUCGGGUAUCUGCAAUAAAAUGUCUAUGGUUUUGCGGAAUUCUGUGAGCCAAGUCCAGAAAAAUAAUAUUUCGUAAGUUGGCUGUGAAUUUCCCCGAGGAAAAUGUCAGUCGUGCUCGUGUGAAAAUGGACGAUUCAAGACUUUACUCAACCGUGUGAAGAAUGAUUCUCUGAUAAGUAUAUUACCUUUGAAGCAAAAAUUUACAUUAAGCAGCGAAAAUGAUGGAUAUAGAUCAAGAAACUGUUUACGGCACCCAUGAGGAUUCUCAUGUGGUUAUGUCAGAAAAAGUCCAAUCUCUCGCAGGGAGUAUUUACCAAGAAUUUGAGAAAAUGAUAGCGAAGUAUGAUGAAGAUGUCGUGAAAGAUUUGAUGCCUUUAGUAGUGAAUGUUCUCGAAUGUCUUGAUCUUUCGUACACCGAAAAUCAAGAGCACGAGGUCGAAUUAGAACUGUUACGUGAAGACAACGAACAGCUGGUGACACAGUAUGAAAGAGAGAAACAACUCCGUAAAAAUUCAGAACAGAAAUUAUUGGAAUUGGAAGAUGCUGGAGAGGAUGAAAGAAAAGAUCUAGGCGGAAAAAUAGAAAGCCUAGAGUCAAUUGUACGCAUGCUUGAAUUAAAAGCAAAAAACGCCUCAGAUCAUGUUGCACGCCUUGAAGAGAAAGAAUCAGAACAAAAGAGAGAAUAUUCCAAAUUACAUGAAAGAUAUACUGAAUUGUUUAAAACACACAUGGAUUACAUGGAACGUACAAAGCUGUUAAUGGGAAGUGCAGAACGUUUGGAAGGAGCUGUACGAGGUGCUAGGCCUUCCAUGAGCCUUGGCCCGCUGAACAGGCCGUCAGGACCAAAUUCAUUUGGCUUUGGAUCUUUGGAUCCUGGAUCUCGAUCUGUUGGGAGUCCUAGUGAGUUUAUUGCUCCUGUUUCUCCACCAGACAGCAACCAUUCAAAUACAAGUCUGCGAAAUGAAAUGCAGGGAACUCAAGUGGAAGCCCAAGAAGAAACCCCAAAGAACAAAGAAACAUCUGAGAAAGGUCAGCUAACUGAUGCAGUUACUUUGGAACACCGCGGCACUGUCACAAGAGGAGGUUGGGUUGAUGGUCUCAGCCCUGAUACAAAAGAAUCUACUCCUGAAUUGGAAGAUCGAAGUGGCAAUACUUUAUACCAAGAGCUGAGUUUUCAAGAUGCUGAAGCUCUGGGCGAAAUGGAUGAAGGUGCUGAUAUAACAGGCAGCUGGGUGCAUCCAGGAGAGUAUGCUUCAUCUGGAAUGGGGAAAGAAGUGGAAAAUCUCAUUCUGGAGAAUACAGAACUUCUCGCUACUAAGAAUGCUCUGAACAUUGUCAAAGAUGAUUUAAUUGUGAAAGUUGAUGAAUUAACAAGUGAGCAAGAGAUCUUAAGGGAAGAAAUAAAAUCAUUACACACUUUAAAGAACAAGCUGAAACAACGCAUUCAGGACUUGGAAGAAGAGCUGAAAAGAGCAAAGGAAGAGGCUGAGAAAGCAGCAAAAGCAGCAAAAUCUGACGAUGAAGAGGAUGUUCCUAUGGCUCAACGUAAACGAUUUACACGUGUUGAAAUGGCACGAGUCUUAAUGGAGCGCAACCAGUACAAGGAGAAAUUCAUGGAACUUCAGGAAGCAGUUCGUUGGACAGAAAUGAUACGUGCUUCACGAAAUGACUCAACAUUAGAUAAGAAAAGUAAACAAAGUAUAUGGAAAUUUUUCAGCAACCUUUUUAGUACACCAGAGCGGCCUCAACGGAAACCUUUACCAUAUGUGAAUGUUCGUUACAAUGCUCCUACUCACCAUGUUGCGCCUGCUCUAGAGAGCAUGCGUAAAAGAUCUCUUACUGAUAGGAAGCGAGGUCUUGAUUAUCUCGAUGGUGAAAUAUCAUCUGAAAAAUUGGCGCAGCGACGUGCUACUGAGCGUCGUGAACAGUACCGCCAAGUAAGAGCCCAUGUACGCAAAGAUGAUGGUCGCUUACAAGCUUAUGGUUGGAGCCUUCCUGCAAAAGUGUCUUCAAAUACAGUUAGCCAACAGUCAUCUGUUACGCGACUUACAAGCUCUAGCCAUGUACCAGUGCCAGUGCCUGUAUACUGUAGACCACUACAGGAGAAAGAGCUUGGCAUGAAGAUCUGGUGUGCGGCUGGUGUGAACCUAAGUGGAGGUCGCACAAGGGAUGGUGGAAGUAUUGUAGGAGCAAGUGUGUUUUAUACUCGCCCUGAAGGAGAAGAGAAAGGAGAAGAAGAGCAACAAGAAAAAGUAUUGAGUGAAAUUGAUAAAUUGAAUCAAGAACUUAAGCUGGAGCAGCAGUUGUCGUCUCUAGUUUGGAUUUGCACCAGCACACACAACAUCAGUAAAGUGACAGUGAUAGAUGCCAACAAUCCUGCUGAUAUACUUAAGAGCUUCAAUGUGCCCAGUUCAAGAUUGUUGUGCAUUGCUAGUGUGCCAGGUGCUAAAGAAAGUGAUUACCUUAGUACUGAUGAAGAACUGAACAAUAAAAUUAUAUUGGAGCAGACUGAGCAGGAGAAAGAUGUCAAAGUUGAUCAGGCAGACAACCAAGAAUCGGAAGAUGGUGAUGGAGAUAAUGAUGUAAAUAUUGGAAAGAUAACCUUUGUAAGCUGUGCUACUGGCAGUGAAGCUCCAGAUCAGUUACCAAACAGUAGUAAUAAAGAUUCAUUGCUUACUUCUGAAUCUGAAGGUGAAAGUGGUGAUACCACACCAGUUCGUAGGUUAGUAAAAGAGGUAUCUGGUGUUGUAAAAGAUGGUGUCUCCGAGCUUCCUAAAGAAAAUGAACAUGCAUUUGAAGAGUUGGAAAAGAUGAGCAGUGUAUUACCCACAAUGUGGUUAGGUGCACAAAAUGGUACUAUAUAUGUUCAUUCAGCAGUGGCUCAGUGGAGUCAUUGCAUACACUCUGUAAAAAUGAAGGAUUCAGUUCUAAGUAUUGUGCAUGUGCAGGGACGCGUUCUAGCUGCCAUUGCAGAUGGUACCGUGGCUGUUUUUCAACGUGGUCUUGAUGGUCAGUGGGAGCUAAGUAGUUACCACUUGGUGAGCCUUGGCAAACCACCAAACUCUAUACGUACUAUGGUUGCUGUGCAUGGAAAAGUAUGGUGUGGAUAUCGCAAUAGAAUUCAUGUAUUGAAUCCACGCACAUUAAGUGUAGAGAAAUCAUUUGAUGUUCAUCCUCGUAAAGAAAGCCAGGUGCGACAAAUGGUAUGGCUUGGUGAUGGUGUGUGGGUGUCUAUUCGAUUGGAUUCAACGUUGAGACUGUAUCAUGCUCAUACCUACCAACAUCUCCAAGAUGUGGACAUAGAACCCUAUGUCAGUAAAAUGCUAGGUACCGGUAAGCUCGGUUUCUCCUAUGUCCGCAUUACGGCUCUUCUGAUUUCGUCAAAUCGCCUUUGGAUUGGCACUGGCAAUGGUGUUAUUAUUUCUGUACCUUUGUCUGAACAUGCAGGCAACAGGGCAAAUAGUAAUAACCCCACCAAUAAUCCUCGUGGUCCUGGGGGUGUUGUACGUGUUUAUGCUGAUAAUAGUAAAGUGUAUCCUGGAAGUUUUGUUCCAUAUUGUUCAAUGGCACAAGCUCAACUCUCAUUUCAUGGUCACAGAGACUCUGUGAAGUUUUUUGUUGCUGUACCUGGUAAUGGAGGUUUAUCUACCCCAAACAGUACAUCUAAAGAAACCCCUAUUAUUGAGAACAUGGACAACGAUAGCUUUGAGCCAAAGAAACCUGCUUCAAUGCUGGUGAUGUCUGGAGGUGAAGGUUACAUUGAUUUCCGCAUAGGUGAUGGUGAAGAAGAGGAAGGAAUGGAUGGAAGUGGUGAGCCCCAGCCUGUUCCUCAAGAACAGGAACUGGAGAGCCGGGGAGAACGUAGCCAUCUCAUUGUGUGGCAAGUGACAGUGCAAGACUAAAUGCACUGGUGAGGCAGCUUUUCAGCAGGUACAGGCAGUUAUCUGUGAUGUCUGUCCACUGCACUGAGAAUAAAGUUAGGGCACAUUUAAUUAUUUUCUAUGAAUUUGCUGAGAAUAAAUUAUUUUACUGGAUGGAGUAUUUCUAUCUAAUGUGUAUUUGUGUGAUGUGUAAUAAAUGAUUCUGGCUAUCAUGCAUUUGCAGUGGAAUGUUUUAUCAGUGAGCAUACAUCCUCUGUUGAAGUAUGGUGCAAGCAUUAAAUAAAUGCCUAUGUAAUUCUACUGUUCUCUGUAGAGGUACAUAAAUUUUAAGUCUUUUUCUAAUUUCAAGUCUUUUGUAAUUAGGCUUUGGAAUCCUUAUUAAAAACUCCAGCAUGUUUGUCUCUCUUCCUUUGGUGUUCUUUUUCACCAAAUGUGUGUGCAGAGCAUUUUGACAUUAGGGACAUUGGUAGUUCUACUCCAUGCCAGCUUUUUUCUAUAAGAAGGUGCCUCAUUUAUCAUUCACCCCUGUAGCUGUCAUCCAUUAAUGCUAUUUGUAAUUUCUAGAGAAUUUGUUGUAAUCAAAGCAAAACUGGAUGAUGUGCCCUGUACUGUCAUGCACUUAAAAAUACUAUUCAUCAUGUAGUGCUCAUUAUUUAGAAUCUAAUGAUAGAGAGAUAAACGGAAGGAAACAUAAAAUUUAUAUUUCCAUGGUGCAUACAAAAGAAUCACUUGUGAUUCUAACUGUGCUUUCUGUGAGGCUUGUGGCAGGAAAUUUUAGUUAAUUUCAUCGUCUAGUAUUUUUUUAUUCUUACACUACUGAGUAUAAUUCUAGAAUUAAUCACAAUACCAAAUUCUAAAAUUAUGUAGUAUCAAAAAACAGAAUCUUCUGACCAUUCUUCACUAUAUCAUUGUGUAGCCUAAUUCUCAAUAAUGUUCCUAGUAUCGAAAUUACUACUAACCCAUUGAUGCUUUUAUUAUUACUACAAUUUCCUGCCUCUGCCCUAGCUUAUGAUGAUAAAGAGCUUUAGCUCUUUGUUGUAUUCAAUUUUUGUAUUUUGUAACAUGGAAAAAGAAACUUGGCUGUUAUAGCUGAAUGAUGAUGAGUGUUAUUUAAACCUAUCAGUCUCAAUAAUUGAAAAUAAUUUUUAUUAGAGCCGUGAAAACAUCAUUUCUGCAUCCAAAUUAUGCAAAAUUGGUGUGCAUUCGUAUUCUGUGUUUGGAAAUGAAUUGUUUUGCCGUAAAAUAACAAAAUAUUAAAUGAAAAGUUUUUUGAUAUGAUAUUUGAUAUACCCUUAUUAUCAUAAACAUUUCAGCCAAGGUUAAAAAAUUUGAAAAUAAUCUUUAACAAUGGUACGUCAGUGAUUGCAAAUCAACAAAUUAAUUGCCUCUAAGUGAUAUUUUCUUUCUUCAUUGUUAGAAAGUGAUAGGGCCUUCAAUGAGCAGUGUCAUUGGCAAUCUUCCAGUGAACUGAUUGGCUUUCGAAGAUUGAAUUCAUUCUUUUAUUGUAUACAAUACAGAAGUAGUGUUCAAAUUAGAUUUCUACGACCUUCUGUGAGGGUCAGUUUUGUUAAUUUUAUAUUUAUUUUUUGAUAUGAAUUUGUUUCUAUAGAUGUACCAUAAUGAACUUGUGUAUAAUAAUUAUUGCUGUGGUAGACAUGCUGUGCAUAGUCACCUGUUUUAUUGUGUGGCAAAGAGAUAGGAAUGAGUGCAUUGUAAUAAGAAUGUUUGACAUAAAAUCAGAUUCUUUGACCUGUCAAAAAUGACAUUCGAAUUUGUAUAUUUUUUUUUAAAAAAACCUUUAUUUAUAUGAAGAAAGACUAAUGUCUAAUUUGAAAUGGACGUGGUGUUGCAUGUACAUUUUUGGUUGUAAUAUAUUUUCUAAUGACUUGAUAUAAUUGUGAUAUUUAUUUUUCUUUUGCUUCUUAACCAAAGAUCAUGUUAUGUUAAUAAUUUGCAUAUGUAUAUUUGUUUUUACCAAUGUAUGAAUAAAAUCAAUGAAAUUUAUA